ACUUGGCUUUAGCACGUUGUUUUGAAAAAUCCACCUGAUCUGCCAAUGUUUUGAUAACUCUACUUUGCAGAAAUGGCAAAUACAUAUUUCGAUGAAUAUGAGAACCUUGAGAUCCACGAGCUCAUGCUUAAGGACCGGCCUCGACAAGCCGCCUACUACAAUGCGAUUUUGGGAAAUAAGGAUUUGUUUAAGGACAAGAUCGUAAUGGAUGUGGGAGCCGGCACUGGAAUUCUUUCCGCCUUUUGUGCGAAGGCGGGCGCACGUUUGGUCUAUGCCAUUGAGGCAUCCAAUGUGGCCACCAAAGUUGCCCUGGAUCUGAUCGAAGAUAAUGUUCUGACGAACGUUGUAAAAGUGAUUCAAUCGCGGGUCGAAGAAUUCGUCCUGCCCGCCGAUGCAGAAAAGGUGGACAUCAUUGUUUCCGAGUGGAUGGGCUUCUACCUGCUGCAUGAGGGCAUGCUGGACUCGGUUCUCCUGGCCCGGGACAAGUUCCUCAAGGAGAACGGGCUCCUGUUUCCCAGCGAGUGCACCAUUUUCGUGGCGCCCUGUUCAGUGCCAUCGCUCUUCGACGAUUGGAACGAUGUGGAUGGCAUUAAAAUGGACACUUUCGCCAGCAAAUUGCGCGUCCAGAAGUCAGCCAGACCGGAGAUUACGCAUUUGAAUCCGGAAGACCUUCUGCACGAGGGCGUCGUCUUUCACUGGAUGAAUCUGCUGGAUGUGCAGCCUGAGGAAUUGGACAGCAUUCAGUUCAAGGAGGUGGUGACAGCCCAGAAGGCUGGUAAGCACCAGGGCUUCUGCAUUUGGUUUGAUGUGCGAUUUCCCGGAGAAGACUCAGUUCUAAGCACAUCGCCGCACUCCCCGCCAACACAUUGGAAGCAGUGUGUAGUCGUCCUGCCCGAGGAAUCCUGCGAGAAUCUGGAGGAGAAAUCACCAAUUGCAUUUCAAAUUACCAUGAAGCGCAGUGCGUCCGACAUGCGGAAAUACAAUUUGGAGGUGGAUCUGUUGGACCCCAACACCGAGGAGCACCCAGUGCCAUGCUCCUGCCACAUGACCAAAUGCAUUUUGACGGAAGCUCACUUAAAGAUGAUGGACACUUCUUGAUUUCGUUAUUUCUGGGAU
Drosophila rhopaloa is the source of this 1116-nucleotide messenger RNA. It is a transcript of the gene Art8, whose product is annotated as probable protein arginine N-methyltransferase 6.1. Gene Ontology annotation, biological process: peptidyl-arginine methylation. Gene Ontology annotation, cellular component: nucleus. The coding region runs from base 73 to 1098 and encodes 341 amino acids. The record is from RefSeq and is a predicted model, not a curated record. The transcript is spliced from 2 exons. Gene Ontology annotation, molecular function: protein-arginine N-methyltransferase activity. Lineage: Eukaryota; Metazoa; Arthropoda; Insecta; Diptera; Drosophilidae.